ACAUGCGCAGUGGCGCCGAGGCGAGGUCGCGGCGAAGCAGAGGCGCUGGGGCUUCUCGGCCGGGUUUCUCAGGACCGGGCUGGAACGUGCAGCUCCUGGCCGCCCACGCUCUGCUUUGCGGGGAAGGGAAGUGGCGGAGCCCGAGGACCCGCUGCCGCGCGGGACUGAGCCCGCCACGCAGGCGCCAGUGCCAGCGCCGCCAUUGUUGCCUGUGGCCUCAGGGCCGCUACGGCUGCCCGUCGGCCGGGUCCCAGCGACAGGGUCUCUUAUCCAUCCCUGCAAGUUCUGGGCUCAGAAUUUGUCACUAAGGCUGCUAACUCUACCUUGAUUCUGUUCUGCCCUCGGCUGCAGCAGCCUUUGAUAUAGCGUCCUUGUGACUCUAGCAUGAGACUUCAAGCAGUUGCCUCACUACUGGAGAAAUAAAGGAUAUUGCCAGAUUGACUCUCCUGUCUGUAGCAAUGUUAGUCUCAAGCAAGAGGAUGAACAGUUCUUCACGUUCCCAAAUCCUUCUAAGGUGGAAGUCAGACAAGGCUCAGAGUGGACUCUACCAUGUUGAGAAGGAAAUCCUUACUUCGAGAUUCUUGCGUGACACUGAGACCUGUCGACAGAAUUUUAGGAAUUUUCCAUACCCAGACCUGGCUGGUCCUCGAAAGGCAUUGAGUCAACUCCGAGAGCUCUGCCUUAAGUGGCUGAGACCUGAGAUUCACUCAAAGGAACAAAUUUUGGAACUGCUGGUGCUGGAACAAUUCCUGACCAUCCUGCCUGGUGAGGUUAGGACUUGGGUAAAAUCCCAAUAUCCAGAGAGCAGCGAGGAAGCAGUGACUCUGGUGGAGGAUUUGACUCAGAUUCUAGAAGAGGAAGCUCCUCAAAACUCUACCCUUUCCCAAGAUACCCCAGAGGAAGACCCCAGAGGAAAACAUGCUUUCCAGGCAGGGUGGCUAAAUGACUUGGUGACCAAAGAAUCAAUGACAUUCAAAGAUGUGGCUGUAGACAUCACCCAGGAGGACUGGGAGUUAAUGCGUCCUGUACAAAAGGAAUUAUACAAGACUGUGACGUUACAGAACUAUUGGAACAUGGUUUCUCUGGGACUUACAGUGUACAGACCAACUGUGAUUCCCAUAUUGGAAGAACCAUGGAUGGUGAUAAAAGAAAUUUUAGAAGGCCCUAGUCCAGAAUGGGAAACUAAAGCCCAAGCAUGUACUCCAGUAGAGGAUAUGUCUAAACUCACAAAGGAAGAAACCAAGACCAUCAAAUUAGAAGACUCAUAUGACUAUGAUGACAGAUUAGAGAGGCGAGCCACAGGAGGCUUCUGGAAAAUUCCCACUAAUGAAAGAGGUUUCAGUUUGAAGUCAGUCCUUUCACAAGAAGAUGAUCCUACAGAAGAAUGUCUUAGUAAAUAUGAUAUAUAUAGAAAUAAUUUUGAAAAGCAUUCAAACCUAAUUGUACAGUUUGAUACCCAGUUAGAUAAUAAAACUAUGUAUAAUGAAGGCAGGGCAACCUUCAAUCAUGUCUCGUAUGGUAUUGUACAUAGGAAAAUACUUCCUGGAGAGAAGCCUUACAAGUGUAAUGUGUGUGGAAAAAAAUUUAGAAAAUACCCAUCCCUCCUGAAACACCAAAGUACUCAUGCCAAAGAGAAAUCAUAUGAAUGUGAAGAAUGUGGGAAAGAGUUUAGGCAUAUCUCAUCCCUCAUUGCACAUCAGAGAAUGCACACUGGAGAAAAACCAUAUGAAUGUCACCAGUGUGGUAAAGCCUUCAGCCAGCGUGCACACCUUACCAUACAUCAGAGAAUUCAUACUGGAGAGAAACCCUAUAAGUGUGAUGACUGUGGAAAAGACUUUAGUCAGCGUGCACACCUUACCAUCCAUCAAAGAACACAUACUGGAGAGAAACCAUAUAAAUGCUUGGAAUGUGGUAAAACCUUCAGUCAUAGUUCAUCACUGAUUAAUCAUCAGAGAGUUCAUACUGGAGAAAAACCUUAUAUAUGUAAUGAAUGUGGGAAGACUUUCAGUCAGAGUACACACCUUCUUCAGCAUCAAAAAAUACAUACUGGGAAGAAACCGUAUAAAUGUAAUGAAUGUUGGAAAGUGUUUAGUCAGAGUACUUACCUUAUUCGACAUCAGAGAAUUCAUUCUGGAGAGAAGUGUUAUAAAUGUAAUGAAUGUGGAAAAGCCUUUGCUCACUCCUCAACCCUUAUUCAACAUCAAACCACUCAUACUGGAGAGAAAUCAUAUAUAUGUAAUAUAUGUGGGAAAGCCUUCAGCCAGAGUGCAAAUCUUACUCAACAUCAUAGAACACAUACUGGAGAGAAACCAUAUAAAUGCAAUGUGUGUGGGAAAGCAUUCAGCCAGAGUGUGCACCUUACUCAACAUCAGAGGAUUCAUAAUGGAGAAAAACCCUUUAAAUGCAAUAUAUGUGGGAAAGCAUAUAGGCAAGGUGCAAAUCUUACUCAGCAUCAAAGGAUUCAUACUGGAGAGAAACCCUAUAAAUGUAAUGAAUGUGGGAAAGCUUUUAUUUAUUCCUCAUCACUGAAUCAACAUCAGAGAACUCAUACUGGAGAGAGACCCUAUAAAUGUAAUGAAUGUGAUAAGGAUUUUAGCCAGAGAACAUGCCUUAUUCAACACCAGAGAAUUCACACAGGAGAGAAACCCUAUGCAUGUCGUAUAUGUGGUAAAACCUUCACCCAGAGUACAAACCUCAUUCAGCAUCAGCGUGUUCAUACAGGUGCCAAACAUCGUAAUUAAUGGAUUAGGGAAACUUCAUUUAGGUUUUACAACUUUAUUUCGAUUUUAUUUUGUGCGUUCUGUGUGUUAAAACAUUCAGAAGAAAUCCGAAGAAGUGCAAUAUACUAGAUACCACUCAGCAAAAGUAUCACAAUUAGUGGUAUGGAUAUAACCUAUUUAGAUUUAAUGUGAAAUUUAAGAAGGAAAUUUGACUUCUUAACCUUUAUUUGAUAUGAGUUUAAUUCAUUACAGAAAGAAACCCUGUGAAGGGUAUUCAAAAACAUAAUUCAUCAACUCUUUAUUUCAAGUACAGUGAUUCCUCAGUAUACUCGGGGAAUUGGUUCCAGGACCACCCAUUUAUACCAAAAUCUACCCAUACUCGAGUUGCACAGUCAGCCUGGUGGACCUGUGUAUAUGAAAAGCCCUACGUCUAUGCAGGUUUCCUAUCCAUGAAUAAUGUACUUUCAAACUCUGUUGAGUUGAACAAAAAAAAUCCAGUAUAAGUGGAUCUGUACAGUUCAAACGUUGUUCAAGGGUCAACUGUACAUCUUAAUGAGGCCUUAUGAGUAUAACUUGGGAAAGUGUCCAUCAAGCAGAGAUUUCACACUAGAGAGUAAUCUUAAAAUUGCAGAAAAAAGAAAGCUGCUUUCAGGCCUUUUAUUUUUUCCCAG
Molecule: messenger RNA, 3391 nt
Organism: Saimiri boliviensis boliviensis (Bolivian squirrel monkey)
Lineage: Eukaryota; Metazoa; Chordata; Mammalia; Primates; Cebidae
Gene: ZNF287
Product: zinc finger protein 287
Biological process (GO): regulation of transcription by RNA polymerase II
Molecular function (GO): RNA polymerase II cis-regulatory region sequence-specific DNA binding; DNA-binding transcription factor activity, RNA polymerase II-specific
Source: RefSeq, a predicted model, not a curated record